Messenger RNA from Caenorhabditis remanei, 963 nucleotides. RefSeq lists its product as uncharacterized. The transcript has 3 exons. Bases 1 to 963 code for a protein of 320 amino acids. The record is from RefSeq and is a predicted model, not a curated record. Gene Ontology annotation, biological process: embryo development. Lineage: Eukaryota; Metazoa; Nematoda; Chromadorea; Rhabditida; Rhabditidae.
AUGUCCUUGUCAAAACCGUUUCCACUUCUCCGUCUACCCAGAGUGCCUCUUCUAAACGUUUUCAAGUGCAUUGGCGUUCAGGAACAAUUCUACCUCUCGAUAUGCUCAAGCAAAGCAAAAUAUGCUCUCAAGUUCUACACCAGUAUACAGAAGUUCUCAGUGACUUUUCAUCUUACGAAUAUCUUUGCGUUUUCCCUGAAAGCCGAGAAUUCUGACGAUGAAUUCGAGAUAGACGUUCAAACUCACACUGACAUUUUUGCGUCACUGUGGCUAUUUUUGAGCAGUGUUGACGUUAAAGCAACUUCAGGGACUUCAUUCGGAAAAAAUGUGAAACGACUUGUCUUGUUUUUGGCGGACGUGUUUAACAGUCCUGCAAUUUCUUUGAAAUUUGUAGGGAGACCUCAGGACUUUGUGACAGGAUGCAUUAACUUUAUUCAUUCUCUGAAGAUGAACAUUCAUUAUUUGAAGAUCCACUCCGCAGAAGAUGAAGACGAAAAUGUGACACUUGUUAUGAAUAGUUGUAGAGAAGCUUCUGAAGUCCAUCUGAGAUGUUCAACGACUCCAAGAUUUGACUAUUUUAACAAGUGUCUAUUCCCAAUGUUCCGCCUUAAAAAGCUAAGAAUUGACUAUGCGGAGUGGGUAUCCACGUGGCACCUAACUAAUUUAUUCAUCAAUUGCAAACAUCUCGAUCUUUACAAAUGUUCGACAGUCCAUAUCAAUAUCAAUCAAUUCCUCAAAGAAUGGAUGAACGGGUUUUCUCAGUUGAAAUUCGCCAGGCUGACAUUUUCUGACUCCAUGGCUGAUAUAAUGGAGGGGAUACCAUCGAAGCUUGUGUCGACUAGAAGGACGCGGUGGGCACAACACUUCAGUGAAGUGCCUCGCAUCAAGCAACAAAAAACUAGAGCUCACGUCUAUGUUAUUAAGGGUGAUUAUACUAUUGUGAUUACUGAUUCUCUGCAAUAA